Molecule: messenger RNA, 4042 nt
Organism: Branchiostoma belcheri (Belcher's lancelet)
Lineage: Eukaryota; Metazoa; Chordata; Leptocardii; Amphioxiformes; Branchiostomatidae
Exons: 11
Coding region: 32-4042 (1336 amino acids)
Biological process (GO): pyrimidine nucleotide-sugar transmembrane transport
Cellular component (GO): Golgi membrane
Molecular function (GO): pyrimidine nucleotide-sugar transmembrane transporter activity
Source: RefSeq, a predicted model, not a curated record
UGACUCCAGAUGGAACUAUGUUCUAUUCAGCAUGUGCAACGGGAAUACUACCAUCGACAUGGAGAGGAAAAAGGGAAAACCCUCGGAAACACGAGGUCUGCGGGCCAACAACUCACCACUCAUGACUGCCAGGGCACAGCCAUCCAACAUGACGAGUUUAUCUUACUGUGCUAUCUUCAUAACUUUAGAAGUAGCCAAGCAAGUCGUAACGUACGCCACGAGACAUUAUAACAACGGCGUCUAUCCCAUAUCUUCCUCGGCUAUCGUGUGUUGUAUUGAGCUAGUCAAAUUGUUGAUGGUUUUGAUACCCGUCAUGUUUACCACUGGUCUGUCGUCGUUUCGGCCGUCCAUCGUGUUCGCAGUGCCCUCUAUCAUAUACUGCGCGAACAACAACCUGUACCUGGUCGCCCUGAACUACACCACCCCUCCGACCUGGAAUGUACUGAUCCAGUCUCGCGUGAUCAUGACGGCACUCACCUGUAGGAUCAUCUUCGGGAGACAGAUCUCGGUCGUCCGCUGGGUGGCGCUUCUGCUGCUCAUGCUGGGCAUCGCGCUUGCUCAGCUGGCCGGGCCGUCCUCGUCCCCAGCGUCCCAGGACAUCUACGUUCUUCCCCAAGCUCUCGGUCUCAGUCUAGUCAGCGCCGCCAUCUCCACAGCGGCCUCUAUCAUCACCGAGUACUUGUUCAAGAACGACAAGCGGCCGUUCAUGGAACAGCAGGUCCAGAUGUACGCCUUCGGCUUCCUCAUCGCCAGUAUCUGGUCCGCGGUCGCUACUAAGGGCGACGUCUUCAAGAUCAGCGGGGCGGAAUCUUUGAGGUCCGACAUAGUCUUCCUGCUAGUCGCAGCGAUUCUGCUAGGCGGCGCUGGCGGACUGGCUGUUGCAGCAAUCACCAGGUCGUUGGACAACAUCGUGAAGAUCUACUCGGCCUCCAUCUCCAUCCUGAUGACCGCCGCGGUCUGCAGCUUCCUGUUCCCGGAGAAGUUCAUCCUCAACACCGCCUUCGUCAUCGCCGUCCUGCUCAUCCUGGUGUCCUCCAUCCUGUACGACAGGCAGGACCUCAGCAACAUCCUCCCGGCAAACAUGCGCGUCCCCAGGUUCUUCCUCACCAAGAACUUUUUCGUUAUCGUCGCCGUGCUGACGAUGCUGGUUCCGGUAGGGUACUUCAUGGUAACGGCCUCGUCAACAGCAACUGAGGUUCACAAAAGAGGACUGGACACGAUGAUAGAGGAACCUUCGUACGCGAAUAAUACGGCGAUGGAAGGCAAGUACGCGAUGGAAGGCAAGAACGCGAACGGGGGACCCGCAAAAAUGCAUCCAGAUGCAGGAAAUGACAUCCCACUGUCUCAGAAUGACGGUGUUGCUCUGAAAGACACAGGCUCGGAAGGAGAAUUACAAAGACGGUUUGAUGAAAUCAAGGAAAGGAAAUUAAAGGUAGAACAAAGCUCGUCAAUGAAGAGGGAGAAGGAAGAAGAGUUUAGUGACAAAGAAGUCCAGAAACGGUCAAGAAGGAAAGAAGAUGUACUGAAAGAGGAGGACCGAGAAAAUAACCGAAGGGAUCACCCAAAGCCGAUUGUCAAAGUAGAAGAAAGGAUACAGGCACUUGAAAAAGAGCGGGCAGAGAGACUAGAGAAAAUAAUGCAUGGCGCUCCGGAGAAGAAACAAGUCAUGCACAAAAUGCACGGUCACGGCCAGGGAAUGAAAGUACACGGAGAAAAAGAAGACAACAUUGUCCACGGACAGGAAGGGCAAAAAGACGAGGAACCCUUCGAUAAAAGACAUGAGGACGACGGUGAAAACCUACCCGUCAAAAAUCGCCGGAAAAGUAUGAGGAAGAGUGAUCAACAACAGAACAGAGCCGGUGACAAGGCAAAGUUGGGAACAGAGGUGCCAAAAGUCGUACACUUUGUUUGGGACGGUGGCAGAGACUUUAGGUUUCACGACCUUCUCAGUGUUAAGAGCGCUUGCAAACAUCUUGAGCCAGAAGCAAUUGUCUUCCACGCCGUCAAAGCCCCCGAAGGAAAAUGGUGGAAAGAAGCAAACGACAUCCCAACAUUUCAGUUCAGUCAAAUAUCACUUGACGACAACAAUAAGAACGACGACGAUCAAGGUAUAGACGAAAGAAGACCCAAAAAGGACAGCUACCUUGAGGCAAAAGUAGACAUCCUUCUCAGAGAAGGUGGCAUCAUGUUGGACACAGAUACUUUCGUGCUCAAACCGUUCGAACAUCUUUUGCGUUACGACUGUGUGGUGAGCCGCGGGGCAACUGGACUGAACCUUGGCGUGCUCAUAGCAAAGAGAGGGGCACAAUUCCUAAAGAUGUGGCAGAAAAGUAUGGAAGAGGACGGCACCAGAGCGCCCGAGGCAGUGGUGGCACGGCAUCUGGACUUGGUACACGUAGAAGACAGCAGUUUAUACAGACCACAGUGGACGGACGGUUGGGAUCCUCUUAGCAUGUACUACAACAACGUUGACCUGGACUCCAACUACGCCAUCAAGCUAGAAUACGACAAGUACAAUCUAGAAGAGACGCCGGAGACCAUCACAAAACUGGACACGUCGUUUGACCACCUAGCGAGAAGCGUGUAUCUGACAACUCCCAAUGAUGUUGUCAAGAGUCAACGGUCACCAAUAUCGCCUAACAGGGAGGCCGUUGUCCCAAAUGAGGUGCAUUUUGUCUGGUUUGACGGGGCUAGUAGAGGCAGCAAGUUUGAGUUUAGGCAUUUUCUCAGCGUCAAGGCUGCAUGGGACUACGUAGGAGCGGGAAAAGUGUACUUCCACACCGACGCUAGCUUUGAUGGAGUGUGGUGGGACAGAGUCAUUGAGAGAGAAAACGUCAAAAUCGUCCCGGAAAACGCGUCAGACUCUCUCGAUGGCGUUCCUGUGACAAUUCCGGAUCACCAAGAACUCGCCACCGCGUUAGGGAUCCUACAGGGCAGAGGUGGCAUCUACCUCAACAUCGACGUCAUUGGACUAAAAUCGUUUGAACCUUUACGUCAUUAUGACGUCACCAUGGGUAGAAGCAUACACGGACUCAGUAACGCCGUGAUUUGCUCCAAGCCAGGUUCAGAGUUCCUCAGAUUGUGGACCGAAAGUUUUCGAAAGUUUGGCGAGGGAAAAUGGGACGUCUUCGCCUCGGAAGAGCCGUUUCGCCUCGCUAACGAAAACCCGCAUCUCCUUCGUAUCGAAGAGUACAGCCUUUUCCGUCCCGAACUCUCACAUUGGAGUGACCUGGACGCUCUCUACACCCAAAAUGUGUCUUUGGAAAACAACUUUGCCAUUCAGCUUUUCUACGACAAGUUGGGAAAGCAAAUCGACCAGUACGACAUUCUCGGCAUGAAAUCCACCUUCGGAUGGAUGGCGCGAAAACUGUUCUACAGGUUGAAUGAGCCGGUGCUGAGAGGAGAGGAGCCCCUCCCACAUGCUCAUUACGUCGUCCCAAACAUCUUUCACUAUAUCUGGUUCACCUGCCAUGACUUCCGCUUCCACCACCUCCUGAGUGUGAAGAGUAUGUACCUCCGUGCGAAGGCCGAUCGUAUCAUCAUCUGGACGGACUGCACGCCGAGCGGGCACAACUGGGACGAGGCCGUCCGGGACAUCCCGGUGUUGGAGGUACGGCAGAGGGGACAGCCUAGCGACAUCUGGGGGAACGUCAUCAACAACGUGAAGCACCGCUCGGACAUCACACGUAUGGAGGUUCUAAAGGAGUAUGGCGGCGUGUACGUGGACUGGGACGUGUUUGCCAUGAAGCCUUUCCACCCUCUCCGGCGGUUUGACUUCGUCAUGGGGUGUGCACGGCGGUCUGUCAAUACGGUGUCGAAAUCGGGGCCCAUCAUCGACCACCGUGGCGAGAUAGCCGGUCUGAACAACGGCCUCAUCCUAUCCAAGAAGGAUGCUCCGUUCUUAAAGGUGUGGUGGGAGAACUACAAGCACUUUGACGACAACAAGUGGAACUUCCACUCCGUCAUGGAACCGUUCCGUCUGGCCUUCAAACACCCGAACCUGAUACUGAUGGAGUUCAACACGCUAUCCCGACGAGGGUAG